GGUGGGUGGCUAGCUGGCUGUCUGUCUGUGUGUUGGCUGGCUGGCUCUCUGGCUGGCUGUGUGUUGAGUGGGCUGUGGUCUCAGAGGAUUGAUGUAACAGCACUAAGUCCUGACCAGCCUUUAAGUAAAGGGGUUUAAUAGUCACUUACUGGCAGAUGCAAACAUUGGUCUUACAGGGUGUGUGUCAUUACAAACCCUGUUACUGUCUAUGUCAUCUGUAAUAUCACAUAAACCAUUGGGCUAAGCUGGGCUAUAGGCCUAUGCCAUGUUCUAUCCCAGUAACCAUUGGUGUAGGCAGGGCUAGGUUACAUACAGUAACCAUUGGUUUAGGCAGGGCUAGGUUACAUUACAUUUCUAUCCCAGUAACCAUUGGUUUAGGCAGGGCUAGGUUACAUACAGUAACCAUUGGUUUAGGCAGGGCUAGGUUACAUUACAUUUCUAUCCCAGUAACCAUUGGUUUAGGCAGGGCUAGGUUACGUACAGUAACCAUUGGUUUAGGCAGGGCUAGGUUACAUACAGUAACCAUUGGUUUAGGCAGGGCUAGGUUACAUACAGUAACCAUUGGUUUAGGCAGGGCUAGGUUACAUACAGUAACCGUUGGUUUAGGCAGGGCUAGGUUACAUACAGUAACCGUUGGUUUAGGCAGGGCUAGGUUACAUACAGUAACCGUUGGUUUAGGCAGGGCUAGGUUACGUACAGUAACCAUUGGUUUAGGCAGGGCUAGGUUACAUACAGUAACCAUUGGUUUAGGCAGGGCUAGGUUACGUACAGUAACCAUUGGUUUAGGCAGGGCUAGGUUACGUACAGUAACCGUUGGUUUAGGCAGGGCUAGGUUACAUUACAUUUCUAUCCCAGUAACCGUUGGUUUAGGCAGGGCUAGGUUACAUACAGUAACCAUUGGUUUAGGCAGGGCUAGGUUACAUACAGUAACCAUUGGUUUAGGCAGGGCUAGGUUACGUACAGUAACCAUUGGUUUAGGCAGGGCUAGGUUACGUACAGUAACCGUUGGUUUAGGCAGGGCUAGGUUACGUACAGUAACCAUUGGUUUAGGCAGGGCUAGGUUACAUACAGUAACCGUUGGUUUAGGCAGGGCUAGGUUACAUACAGUAACCGUUGGUUUAGGCAGGGCUAGGUUACAUACAGUAACCAUUGGUUUAGGCAGGGCUAGGUUACGUACAGUAACCAUUGGUUUAGGCUGGGCUAGCUGUUCCAUUCUGAACCUGAUCCAGCUGUUCCAUUCUGAACCUGAUCCACACCUCAAUCUGUUUUCCCCCUUAUCCAGCUGUUCCAUUCUGAACCUGAUCCAGCUGUUCCAUUCUGAACCUGAUCCAGCUGUUCCAUUCUGA
Oncorhynchus mykiss (rainbow trout) is the source of this 1346-nucleotide messenger RNA. Lineage: Eukaryota; Metazoa; Chordata; Actinopteri; Salmoniformes; Salmonidae. The record is from RefSeq and is a predicted model, not a curated record.